CUUGCCUCCACCCGCUCCAGCGCCGCACAUGGAUGGACGCGGUUCCUCUCUCAGCACGCUUCCUGCAGGAAACCUUCAUGGGGACUUUUGACGAGAUGAGAUCCGAGGAAGAAGGGAAUGAGCCACGCGACCUCUCCUUUCCAUCCCAUCCAUCUCUUUAAGCGGACAUUCUGUGGAUCUCCUUCAUAACACCUGAUCUCUCUGCCCCUCAGCUACAGUUCUACCAGUAUGGCAUCCCUGCUCCAUCCUGUCCUGUUGCUUCUACUUCCCUUACUCCAUGUUCAGUCAAGCUUCCAUCAGAAGCCCCAGUGGCCUUUACAGCGUGUGCCUGUAGUCCUUCCUCAACAGAUUGAGGAGCGUCCGCCCCCUCAUUUCAUCGGCCCAGCUCAUCUGGAAGUGACCUCUUCCUGCAGCCCUGAGUGUCACAAGAAAACCCCAACACCCAGCUACUGGGACCUGCAGCAGUUCCUGUCCUACGAGACUCUCCACUCAAAUGGCCACCUGACUGAGACACUAGUGGGAAUCUAUGGCUUCAACCCAAACAUGCUGAAGAGCCCUGCUGCCGAACAGGGACGGUCCAGAGCCAAGCGCCAGAUCUUUGGUCACGAUGGUCGCUUCAGCAUUGUGGGCCACGACUUCCUGUUGAGCUACCCCUUUUCGACCGCUGUGAAGCUGUCUACCGGGUGCUCAGGCACGCUAGUGGGUAACCAGCAUGUUCUCACUGCAGCCCAUUGCAUCCACGACGGAAAGAACUACGUCAAAGGCGCUCAGAGGUUGCGUGUCGGUUUUCUGAAGCCGCGCCAAAAAGACCAACCAUCUAACAACAGCACUGACAACAAGAUGAAGUUCCAGUGGAUCAGAGUCAAGCGCACACAUGUGCCCAAAGGCUGGAUAAAGAGCAACGCUAAUGACAUUGGCAUGGACUAUGAUUACGCCCUAUUGGAACUCAAGAAGACUCACAAGCGCAAACACAUGAAGCUAGGAGUGAGUCCUUCUGCUCAGCAACUACCUGGGAAGCGAGUUCAGUUCUCCGGCUUUGACAACGAUCGAGCCGGCCAGCUGGUUUACCGCUUCUGCAAAGCUGGAGACGAAACCUACGACCUUCUGUAUCAGCAUUGCGAUGCACAGCCUGGUGCUAGCGGCUCUGGGGUUUAUGCCCGGAUGUGGGACCGCAGACGGCGCCGAUGGGAGCGCAAGGUGAUCGGCAUCUUCUCGGGACACCAGUGGGUGGACCUCAACGGUGCCUCUCAGGAGUUUAACGUAGCAGUGCGCAUCACUCCUCUUAAAUAUGCCCAGAUCUGCUACUGGAUCAAAGGGAAUUAUGUGGACUGCAGAGAAGGCUGAAUUAAGCUUCAGUAUUUAUCCUUUCCUUGAGUAAAGUUUUGUGCAUCCUCUAGAUUCGUUCAUAUGGAGUUGAAACACUUAGGAAUACAUGAAACACUGGCAUAGAAACACUGAAUGACCCUAACACACGCAUUCACACGGUCAACCUUCAGAAAUUACAAUCGUAUCUUAAAAACAGUUAAUUAACCAAAUAAUUUUAACCUCUCUAGUUGCAGUUGGCAGUAUACAAUAAUAGAGCGGCAAUUUAGGAUUCAUCUUUGAUCGACAAAACUGCGGCUAAUCUUUCAUUUGGAUCAAAAUAGCAAACAAUUGUGAACAGAUGGACGGAACUGACAUCACCAAAGACGGUUUUUAAUGCCUGUGGACUUUUCCAGUACAAAGCACUGUAGGCUUUAAGCCUUUUUUAUUGUUUAUAAAGAAUGUACCCAGCUUAACCAAAGGUGCGUUUUAAAUAGAUAUCCGAGACAAAUAUACAAAAGUCUUUGACUACUACAUGAACUCCAUAUGUGAUGCAUGAGGCAUGUGAUUUCUGAUCUCUUCGCGCCCCCUAGUGGUCAACGACAUUAUGUCAAUUGGCCAUCACAAGCUUCAUGUUUCACAGUGGUGGUGGCUGGAAGCUCCUUACACAACUUUUUUUUUUUUUCCUGUAGUUAAAUAAGUACUUGGAGACGCAGAGGUCCUAUACCUUAAACUUUAUUUACCAGCGGCAGCACCUAAAGCACUUUGAAUUUUUUAAAUUACUGAUUUCUUUCGUCAUUAACAGCUUUGUAUGAUAAUACACUCUGUACUAUACGAAUGUUUAUUAAAUGCUUUUGGAAAAGAA
Hemibagrus wyckioides is the source of this 2167-nucleotide messenger RNA. RefSeq names its product serine protease 23-like. The record is from RefSeq and is a predicted model, not a curated record. Lineage: Eukaryota; Metazoa; Chordata; Actinopteri; Siluriformes; Bagridae. Gene Ontology annotation, molecular function: serine-type endopeptidase activity. Bases 229 to 1344 code for a protein of 371 amino acids. Gene Ontology annotation, biological process: proteolysis. The transcript is spliced from 2 exons.